AUGCCAGUACUGGUUAAGAAGCCUCCAAAGAUGGCGUCUAGCGUAUAUGACUUUUUCACAAACACAAUCCCGAUCGAUCCAGCUGUUGCAGCAAACACUAAAGAUGAGCUUUAUUCUCUCUGCGAUGAUCCCAUGACAGAACCAAUGAAGUUGAUUAAUGAGAACUUGAAGUUUGAAGACAAUCGAAAGCUACGUGGCUGUUUUAUCGAGAACUCCGGUUUCCUUGUCGUCGGUGUCAUUGGUCUCCAGGGUGUUGGCAAGUCCUCUGUUGCUAACUUGUUUGCGAACAGGUUGGUUGAGGGGCCCCCGUUUGAGAGUCCCUUCCCGGUGCAAACAUUGGACUCUUUAGUCGAGGGUUACCCCAAAACUACAGCUGGGGUGGACAUAUAUAUCACGCAGGACCGCGUUAUCCUCCUGGACACGCAGCCUCUUAUUGAUUGGUCACUCACUGAUCUUCACAUACAGUGUAAUCUUCGUACUCAAAAGCAGCAACGAGAUGAACAUGAGGAGGUAAUCGAAGUUACUGGAUGCUCCUCGACCUCGGGAAAGUGGUCUGUUGAUGGUUUUGCCGAGAUCACUUCCCUCCAGCUGGUUUCCUUCCUCGUGAGUGUGUGCCACGUGGUCGUGUGUGUGCAAGAUAAUCUCAGCAAUCCAUUCUUUCUGCGUCUGAUUGAUCGUGCUUUCGGCUGGAAGCCUCUGGUCUUGAUUGAUGAUAUUGUAACCACACCCAACUUUGGCAUGGGUCCGUCCAUCCUGAAAUCCAGUCGGAGGCAGCCUCAUCCAAACCCACUAGCGGUAACAGUGGAGUCCGAGGUGGCGGAUGUGAAGGCAGCUAAGCCAGAAGUCACAGCCGCGGAAGAGGAGGAAGGAGAAGUGGCAGUUGAUGAGGAGGAAGAGGAAGGUGGCGUAGCGUGUGAAAAUGAAGCACCUGAAUCGAACGAAACAGGUCUUGGUCAGACGCCCACUACAGCCCUUAAGGUCUGCACCUCUUCUGACGCUGUCGUGGUCGCUGCUGCAGCCGCAUCUGCUUCGAGAACGGGAAUGGGUGCUGUUGAAGAAGUGGCAGAACAGGCAGAGGUGCGGGACUUUGUCAAUCAUUUGCUGCGACUGACUGACUACACGGCUAAUCUGGUGCAUGUCUACAACUGUGCACCAGUGGAAGCCUUCUUAAAUCCUCGCAUUACUGACGACCGUUUGUCGGCAUAUCGCCGUCUCCUCACCCAGGCAUUUCCUGCGCGUCUGCAGCUGGCCUCGCUAGUGAAAAUGGGUCCGCACAUUCUUCAACGUCACAUGAUUUCUCAACGGAAGCGCCUUCAUGAACAAAAGCAACAGGUGGCUGCCACUGCAGCUUCCACAUCCAACGUAGACAUGGAUGGUGAAAUACAGCUGAUAUCAGCACUUGAUUUGACAGAACAGAACACGCAUGAAAUAUCCGCGAUGAAAAGCGAGGCUUCCAUGGAGGCAACAGAGGCGGAAAUAAUAGCAGAGUGCUGUGAGGAAUUGGAAAUUGUGGCUAAGGGAGCGAGGAGUCCUCAGAAAGGCACGGGGAAAUCCUGUAUUACCACCACUGCCACUGUCUCACCCUUAUCAAGGUCGAUAUCGAAGGCGGUGUCUAAUUGCGCCGCAGGAAAGGUUUUUAAUGGUGAGGACCGAGUGGCGGCGCUCAAAGAUUUCUCACGUUGCGUUAUGGAGGGUCGGAGAACACACCUUGAGCCUUCCGCGUCGAUUUCCUCACCCCGCCUCUUCCUGCUCCCUGCAACAAACGAAAAUGGUGAGGUUGCGUUCGGUAGCCCAACGUAUAUGCAGUGCGCCUACCAGCUUCAGGAAGCCAUUCUUUCCACUCCAAGACAUCACCCUGCACCCUCUCGUUCGAACAUGACGGAGAUCCAAUGGUUUGACUUCGCUCGACAGACUUGGAACAGCCUUGCCCCAACCAGCUCGUCUUCAUCCUCCUGCUCCUCCUAUCUCAGUGACUAUCACCGCCUCUUUGUCAGCAACUCCCUCUGA
Messenger RNA from Hydatigera taeniaeformis, 2007 nucleotides. The record is from the annotation of a GenBank genome assembly. Lineage: Eukaryota; Metazoa; Platyhelminthes; Cestoda; Cyclophyllidea; Taeniidae.